CGGCCUUAACACUGCAGUUAACAGCUUGAAGUAGCUAUGCUAUUGAAUAAAAGUCUGUAUAGACAAAUGUUGUAACUUGUAUGUAAUCAUGACAAUGUUUGCAAUAAGUGUUACAGUGGACUGAGGAAUAACCCCAAAAAAACCUACAGGUUGUGCAAUACAGUAAAGAGCCAAAAAUUGUCAUAGUUGUGUGCAUGGCUCCAUUUGGGCAUUAGAGUGACUCUAUAAAUAGGAAAUUGUUCAAAUGCAAAAGGUUCAUUAUUGGUGAUGUGAAUGUGACCAUGAGUCACAAGUAUAGCCAAACAUGUAAAGACACUGAGUGCUUCUCAAUACUCAAAUUGAUGCUUCCUCGUUUCCUCGCUCCUCCGUCCUCCAGCCCGUGACCCGGAAACCAAUCGAAUUCAGCCAUCUUGAAGGAUAUCUUAAUUCUCUAAUUGCACCACAGAGAAGGCGAGGAACGAGGAGUGAGGAAGCUUCCAGAGGAGCUAUGAGCGAGGAUGCACAGAGAUCAAGCUUUCACAGACUCUGCUGCACCAGAGGACUUAAAUGAAGAGGAAUACCAGAAUUGCACUGCGGUGAAGAAGACCGAGAGGGAAACAUGCUCUAUUAAAACUAACACAGAAACAGAGGAUAGCAGACACAGCCCAGCACAAAAUGCCGAAGGUGAUGCCUCUGCUGAGUCUGAACACCAGACGGCUGGUCCGGAGGUGAUUUAUGAUGAUGUACCCUGUGAAGAUUUGUCCUCAGGAGAAGCUGACUUGAUCUAUGAGGAUGUUCAGAAAGAGGAGGGCUUGCAAGGGCCCAAAAAUGGCUGGAGCUCAAGUGAGUUUGAAAGCUAUGAUGAGCAGUCCGACUCUGAGAGGGCGCCGACCCGUAGCAAGCUCUCCCCCGAUGUGCGACGUCUGAGAGAACGUUACACCAGGACCAAACAGGAGCUAGCCAUGAGACUGGGGGGCAGACAUCAGGUUCAUCAGCUGAUGCGGGCGGCACGUAGCGGAACGAAAGAUGGCCUGGAGAAGACCAAAAUCGCUGUGAUGAGGAGAGUUUCAUUCCUACAUAAAAAGGACCACUCAGAUGACACUGAGGAUGAUACAGGGUAUCUGGAUGUAAUGGUAUCUGAGGCAAAACACCCACCUGCGCAACUGGGACCAAUGCCAGAUGGGCUUAGCAGCCAACAGAUUGUCCGACGCCACAUUUUGAGCUCUAUUGUGCAGAGUGAGAGGAGCUACCUGGACUCUCUUAAACGGAUCAUACAGGAAUACCAGCGACCUCUGAUGGAGGCCGAGCCUCGGAUCCUCAGUGUCAGGAAGAUCCGGCCCAUUUUUUUCCGUCUGUGGGAGAUCAUGCAGUGCCACUCCAUGUUCCAGAUUGCCCUGGCAUCUCGGGUGGCCGAAUGGGACUCUUGUGAAAAGAUUGGGGACCUGUUUGUUGCUUCAUUCUCCAAGUCCAUGGUGCUGGAUGUAUAUAGUGAUUACGUCAAUAACUUCACCAAUGCCAUGGCCCUCAUUAAGAAAGCCUGCAUCUCUAAACCAGCAUUUCUGGAGUUCCUCAAGAAGAAGCAGGCAUCCAGCAUUGACCGUAUAACCCUCUAUGGUCUGAUGGUGAAGCCUAUUCAACGUUUUCCUCAGUUCAUACUCCUCUUGCAGGACAUGCUGAAGAAUACUCCCACUGGCCAUGUGGACAGGCUGCCCUUACAAUUGGCUUUGACUGAGUUGGAGACCCUCGCUGAGAAACUCAAUGAGCAGAAAAGGGUGGCUGAUCAGAUCACUGAGACGCAGCAGCUGGCUCGCUGUGUCAGUGACCGCUCUCUCAGCAAGCUGCUGAACUCUGAGCAGAGCUCUUUGAUCCUUUGCGAGACGCUGAUUGAGACGGUGUAUGGUGAACGAGGACAGGUCCUUAAAUCUAAGGAGAGGAAAGUCUUUCUCUUCGGUGACAUGCUCAUCUGUGCCAACAUCAAUGUCAAGGGCCCCCCUGAUAUCAGCAGUCUGGUUCCAGUAGGUCCCAAGUAUAGCCUGAAGUGGAGUGCCCCCUUGCAGCAGGUUCAGGUAGUUGAAGUGGGUCAAGAGGGCUCCCAAUCUAAGGACACUCUUUACCAGCUUGGAGGCGUCAAACGUUCGGGCAGCUCUUCGGGACUGGGAAGUAUCAUCCUGGGUCCGCCCCGUCUGUAUCAGGAACUGCAGGAGUUGCAGCACGACCUCUCAGUGGUAGAGCAAGUCACUCAGCUCGUGGGGACUUUACAGGGAACGUACCAGAAUCUGAACACUACGGUAGCACAGGACUGGUGUUUGGCGUUGCAAAGGCUGAUCCGGAUCAAAGAGGACCAAAUUCAGAGUGCCAACAAGUGCCGUUUACGAUUGCAGGUCCCUGGCAGACCAGACAAGUCUGGGCGUCCUGUAAGCUUCACUGUGGUCUUCAACACACCAAGCCCUGUCAGCAAGAUCUCCUGGGUCAACCGGUUCCACCUAGUGAAGAUAGCACUGAGGGAUGAAAACACACCGGGUUGGUUCUCUGCAGAGGAUUAUGGGAAGACCAAAGCUCAGUUUUGGUGUCCACUUCUGGCCUACCGCAUGCCUGUUUUCACCUCCAAAGCCCAGGAAUGGAAGCUGGAGGCUGCUCUUCAUAAUCCUGUUCAGUGUGCUUUACUUGGUGUUUCAGCGGUGAGCACUUCACUUCCUCAAGGCUACCUCUGGGUAGCCAGUGGUGGGGAUUCUUCUCAAGGCCAGGUGGACAUUUUCUCCUUGAACAGACCCACACCUCGGCCUGUAAAAUCCCUCCAGAUGGGCGCUCGAGUGAUGUGUCUGGAGUAUGUGCCUGAGCCCACCCCUUCAGAGGACGCUGAAACCGUCCCUCACAACUCCACUGGAGUUGGAAAUACUAUUUGUGUAGGACUUGAUGAUGGCAGCAUCCUGUUCUAUGGCAGUAUGGACACGGCCGCCCAGUCUCUUCUAACUCUCUCUAACCCAGAGGGCUGUCCAGUUCUGUGUCUCAAACAUUCCGGUAACUUCCUGUUCGCUGGCCUGCGGGAUGGAACGCUGAUGGUUUACGGGAGACAUCACAGCGGGGAACUGUGGAGCCAAGACUCCUGUAGAAAAGUAACAGUUGGUUCAGAUCCCAUCAGGACCCUACUUGCUUUGGAGGACUCGGUCUGGGCUAGCUGUGCUAACACAGUUACUGUAGUUGAUGGCUCCAGUCUGUCCACUCAGAGAUUUGAGGUCCAUCAGGACCCGAUGGUGAGCGUGUCCCACAUGGUACGAGCCGGAGGGGGUGUAUGGAUGGCCUUUUCAGAAGGUUCCUCUAUACGCUUGUUCCAUACGGAAACCCUGGAACACUUGCAGGAGAUCAACAUUUCCACACCAUCGUCAUUUUACAACCCCAGUCAAAGAAGCAUGAGAGUUACCAGCCUGCUGAUUUGCCAGGGGCUGCUAUGGGUGGGAACUGCCCAGGGCAUUAUCAUCACCUUGCCUGUGCCCAAGCUGGAGGGCAUCCCCAAAAUAACAGGUAAGGGGAUGAUAUCUCUCAAUGCACACUGUGGGCCUGUGGAUUUCUUAGUUGCCCUUUCCAGCACUUUAUCUCCUGAUCUUCUGAAGCGGGAUUCUAUGGUGGAAGGGCAUGAUUCGGCCUGUGGGGCGGAGGAUCGGAGUGACUCGUCGUCUCAGGAAUCUCUCCAGCAGCCCAAUGUUUCCGGCCAUGUGGAGGGCAAAGGGAAGGGGCGGGGCUUGUUGCUACAGUACCGCCUCCGCUCAACCUCAGGGUUGCCUGGGCGACCGUUAACCGCACGAGGGGACGAAGCCUCAGACUCGUCUUUAGAAUCUCUGGAACACAGCAUGGAAGAUGGCUCUAUUUACGAACUCAGCGACGAUCCAGACAUGUGGGUCAGGGGUCAGCCCUGCAAGAGGGAAGGGGUGAGGAGGGACAGGGUAACCUCGGUGGCGGUCAUCUCAGGCGGGAAGGGCUUCCGUCGACUGAAAGAGGGUUCGAUGGCGGCCACCACAGAAAGCAUGCUUAUGAUCUGGCAGCUUCCUCUCGCUGUUUGAGCUGAAAUUAUGUUUAAGGAAUAGUGAAAUUUAAAUGUUGUCAUCAUUUACUCGCCCUCAUGUCAUUCUACACCUGCAUGUUUUAUUGUACUGAGAUGUACUGGAGACUCCUUUAAAUGCAAUUACUACAAAUGGAAACAGAACUGGAAGACGUUGUCCGACACCACUUCACAGACGCUGAGUGAAAGGAGAAUUUUAGAAUUGUAGGACUCUUAUUUAUAUCACACUUUAUUCAACAGGAAAAACAGCUCUUUCUAACAGUCCCUUCAGUUUAGCGUUACAAUCCGAUCAAGCGUUUACAUGUCCUCUCGAUCGGAUUUGGAAAGGAAUAAACUACCCCUUUUAAUCGGAUCGAAAUUUCAUUCGGAUCGAGCUCAGUCGGAUCGGUUAAGGUGUAGGCUUUUCAGUCCGUUUGAGCGUCAAUCUGAUUACUAAUGAAUUAUUUGGUUGCAUGUAAACGUAGCCAGUGAGUUGACCAUUAAAACUGAAUCUUGAACAAGUCAUCCAAACCGAUUUUGUGAACUGGCUCACCUGAUUCAUUUAAAGAAUUCUGACUCAAAAUAAGAGUGGUUUACAAAUCAGACAUCACUAGGGAUGGAUGCCAAGAUUUCUGGUGAAGAAUGGUGUAAGUUUUGAUCUGUUUCUUCACACAAAGCUCCAUUUUUGUGUGCUUUAUUGGCAUUUUGGAGCCUUCCAGUUUAACACAGUCUCAUCCCAAGACGUUAUAUAACUGACGUCCUGGGACGUCUUUUGACCAUACGUCAACAUCCGCCG
Molecule: messenger RNA, 4808 nt
Organism: Pimephales promelas (fathead minnow)
Lineage: Eukaryota; Metazoa; Chordata; Actinopteri; Cypriniformes; Leuciscidae
Gene: arhgef10la
Product: Rho guanine nucleotide exchange factor 10 like a
Biological process (GO): SREBP signaling pathway; actin cytoskeleton organization; positive regulation of stress fiber assembly
Cellular component (GO): cytosol
Molecular function (GO): protein binding; guanyl-nucleotide exchange factor activity
Source: RefSeq, a predicted model, not a curated record